Molecule: messenger RNA, 1185 nt
Organism: Catharus ustulatus (Swainson's thrush)
Lineage: Eukaryota; Metazoa; Chordata; Aves; Passeriformes; Turdidae
Product: bone morphogenetic protein 7-like
Exons: 8
Coding region: 1-1185 (394 amino acids)
Biological process (GO): SMAD protein signal transduction
Cellular component (GO): extracellular region
Molecular function (GO): cytokine activity; growth factor activity
Source: RefSeq, a predicted model, not a curated record
AUGGCGACCCGCCCGCCGUGCCUGUGGCUGUGCCUGGCCGGGCUGCUGAGCCUGCGGGCGGCGAACGCGCUGCCCCUGCGCCCCGACCCGCGGGACGAGGUGCUGGCGGCGGCCUUGCAGCGCCUGCGGGAAGUGUUCGACAUCGAGGAGCUGCCGCCCGACGUGCUGCCCCGCAAGAAGCCGCCCCAGUUCAUGGUGGAUCUCUUCAACAAGGUGGCGGACGCCAACGGGAUCACGCGCGCCCCGGGGCUGCUGCAGGGGGACGUGGUGCGCAGCUUCGAGGACCGAGUUCACGUGGACCACCACCACUUCUACUUCGACAUCAGCGCGAUGGAGAAGGGCGAGCAGAUGCUGAAAGCCGAGUUCAGAGUCUUCAAACUCAAGAGGACACGUCGGUCCAGAAGGUCCGAGGUGCAACACUUCUGCAAAGUGGAAGUGUUUGAGCUCUUGGAGAGUAAAAAUAAGCCACAGAAAAAACAUCUCAUUGCAUCAAGAUUAUUGUCACUCUACGGAGAAGGCUGGGAAGUCUUCAACGUCACACAGACAGUUUCCAAAUGGGUUGGAAAUAGCAGCUCCAACCAUGGCUUUUGGAUAACAACGACAUAUGUUUCCAAUAAUGGAGUGGAACACGACGUGGUUACAUUUGCCAAGAGCCAGGGUGCUUUUCAGGAGAGUAGAAACGCCCUCCUUAUCCUCUUCACGAACAGUAACAAACGGAGGUCUCACAGUUUUGUACCCUCUGCUGCAAGUCUGAACCCUGCCCAGAAUAAUGUAAUACUCCGUGUUUCUCAUGACACUGACGUCCUGGAAGGCAGCAGUGCCAGCAAGAGCAGGAGACCCCGCGCUGCCGCAGCCACAAGCCCCUUAGCAGCCUGUCACCGGAGGGAGCUCUAUGUAGACUUCCAUGCUAUUGGCUGGUCAGGAUGGAUUAUUCACCCGAGUGGAUACAAUGCAUUUUAUUGCAGAGGAUCCUGCAUCUUCCCUUUGGGGGAAAGUCUAAAUGCGACAAACCAUGCUACAGUUCAGUCCAUUGUUUAUACACUGAAACUGUCUCAAGAUGUCAGCAUGCCCUGCUGUGUGCCAGAUGAAUUGAAGUCCCUCAAUCUCCUCUACUUUGAUGACAAACAGAAUGUUGUCCUUAAAAAUUAUAAAGACAUGGUGGCAACAAGGUGUGGUUGUCAUUAG